Cetraspora pellucida is the source of this 444-nucleotide messenger RNA. The record is from the annotation of a GenBank genome assembly. NCBI's taxonomy places the organism in Eukaryota, Fungi, Glomeromycota, Glomeromycetes, Diversisporales, Gigasporaceae.
AAAUUAUAUGCAGAUGUGGAAGGCACCUGCACUGGAAGAUACGGUUACAUCAUUGCUGUGCUAGAUAGUAUGGAAUCUCUGGAUAUUUCGAAGGGAAAAGUUAUACCGUCCAUUGGCUUGGCAGAAUUUGAAGUGAAAUAUAGAGCUGUUGUAUUUAAACCUUUUAAAGGAGAAGUUGUAGAUGGUGUAGUAAGUCAAGUCAAUAAGAUGGGAUUUUUUGCUGAUGUUGGUCCGUUACAAGUAUUCGUUUCCAGCCAUUUAAUCCCUUCAGAUCUAAAAUUUGAUGCCUCAAAAAAUCCUCCAGCAUAUCAUGCUGAGGAUGGUUCAUCAAUUGAAAAAGGGUAUCAUGUCAGAAUAAAAAUUGUUGGGACAAGGUUCGAUGCCACCGACAUCUUUGCGAUUGGAACCAUCAAAGAUGAUUUCUGUGGAGUCCAAUUACCUUAA